UUUAUACAUACCAUAUAAAUGUUCUCUUGUGGUGUGUCAUUUCUGCUAUAUAGCUCUUGCAUUGGAACCUCUAUUCCAAAAUUGAGAGCUUCAUUCAUUGGUGAUAAAUUUGAAAACUUUUUUCAUUUUGAGUCAUGGGAAUUUCUUCACAUCCUUCUUUUGUUCCCCUCUCUUUGAAGGAUCUGCUUCAGGGAACUGAAGAAAGCAGAAACCCCUCAUAUGGGUAUCUGUGGAGCAAACUCUUGGCCGCCAAAAAAAGCGCCAAGAGUAGGAGGCCGCGAGGGAUUUUAAUGAAGAGGAGGAGAGGCGGUAACAGAAGAGGAACCGUCGCUAUCCAGAAACGCGUGAGGACAUUGAAGAGGCUUGUACCAAACAGUGAUUCCAUGGGGUUGGAUGGGCUAUUCAGAGAAACUGCUGAUUACAUAUUGGCUUUGCAAACGAGAGUAAGAGUGAUGCAGGUUAUGGUUGAUGUAUUGACAGGGUAUGAUGAUUGAUUGAUUCAAUUGUAAAGACUAAAGACACUUUAUAUUAUUUCUUCCUGGUCUAUAGUUAACAGAGAGAUUGGUUUUGGAUGUUCA
Lotus japonicus is the source of this 578-nucleotide messenger RNA. Its product is annotated as transcription factor UPBEAT1-like. NCBI's taxonomy places the organism in Eukaryota, Viridiplantae, Streptophyta, Magnoliopsida, Fabales, Fabaceae. Gene Ontology annotation, biological process: regulation of DNA-templated transcription. The transcript has a single exon. Bases 135 to 494 code for a protein of 119 amino acids. The record is from RefSeq and is a predicted model, not a curated record.